AUGGAUUGCCAGGAGUUGCCUUGCACCCGGGCGCAGCGCGCGACACAUUUCAAACGCUGCCUCAGGUCCAAGACAGGCUGCAGGGCGUUGCCCUUACAUGCUAACGUGCUAGCAGCGUCCGAGAUGGAUUGCCAGGAGUUGCCUUGCACACACGGGCGCAGCGCGCGACACAUUUGGUCGGCAGAGUUGUCGCAGAGCCCGGAGAAAAUUGCAGGGCAGAUCACCUUGGCGUGCUGGCAGAACUGUGAAUGUGUUGCCAGAUAUUCCAUCUCGUGCGCGCGGGGCGUGUAUCUUCUCGCAUGUGUUGCAGUUGCAUGUGUCCAGGACAUGCUGCGUUGCAGCGUCCGAGAUGCGUUGCCAGGAGCUGCCUUACAGCUCAUCCAGGAAAAGCGCGUGGCUUCUUGGUUUCAAAGCGGAAGCUCAUACCGCAGUUGUGUCUUCUCAACGAUACGGCCAAAUGACAAUGCCUUUGUACGGCCGUAG
This is a messenger RNA of Effrenium voratum, 483 nucleotides long. Lineage: Eukaryota; Dinophyceae; Suessiales; Symbiodiniaceae. The record is from the annotation of a GenBank genome assembly.